UUUGCGGUCACCGGAAGUGGUCUAGUCUGGCGCAUGCGCAGUGUGGAGGGCAGCGCUAGCCUUGCAGAGGAUCAUAAUCGCGAGGAGUUUCUUUAGCUUUAAUUAUUCAAACUGUUAAUUAGUGUGUUUAUGAAUCUACGCAAUGGCGGGAAUUAAAGCUCUCAUCAGUCUGUCGUUUGGAGGAGCGAUCGGCCUGAUGUUCCUCAUGCUGGGCUGCGCUCUGCCCGUUUAUAAUAAAUACUGGCCUCUGUUCCUGCUCUUCUUCUACAUCCUGUCACCCAUCCCGUACUGCAUCUCUCGACGCGUGGUGGACGACACUGACUCGGCUAGUAAUGCCUGCAAAGAACUGGCCAUAUUCCUGACCACGGGGAUUGUCGUGUCGGCCUUCGGCCUGCCCGUCAUAUUCGCCCGCGCCGCUGUGAUCGAGUGGGGAGCCUGUGCGCUCGUCCUGACGGGAAACAUCGUCAUCUUCGCCACCAUCCUGGGCUUCUUCCUGGUCUUUGGGUCGAACGAUGACUUCAGUUGGCAGCAGUGGUGAAGCGCGGCGCCGCGUCUGGACUGUUUCUCCUCGAUGCAGCGUCACUAUGAUACUGUUACAGCAGUUUGUUUUACUCUGACAUUAUUGUUUUUAUUUAUAACUGCCGCCCAUUGAUAGAUGCAAGAAAUCAGUGCAAUAAUUUUGUUUGAUUUUAGAUUUGUCUGACAUCAGAUUGUUUUAUUUUAUUUUUUUAUUUUUUUUCAUGCACGACUGAAUUCAGGUGGUCAAACAAACACUGGUGACGUCAGAUUGUUUCGUCCGAGCAUUUCAUUGUACGCACGCGCUCCUUCUGUCUGAAACCGGAAACAUUUCAGCGUCUCAUCCGUCUUCAGCUUUAUGACUCUGAUGUCUUUUCUGUUACCAGCUUUGCUUUUUUUUAUUCAGAACUUAUUUAUUUGUUCCUGUCACUCUUGUUUUCUCUUUGAUGGCGCAUUAAACAUGAGAUUGUAGAAUGAAGCUCAUUAUGUUCAUGUUGAUUUGAAUGAUUCUGUUAGUUUGUUUUUAUUGCAUAGUGAUGCUUUAGGCAUUGUGAGGUUUCCAGAUUUCCCAGACACGUUUCUUUAAAAAACAAAACAAACAAAAAAAUCAGUAACUUUAUCAGCUAACUAUGAAAUUGAGAUCAUGAUUGAUUUAAAAGCAUGUAGACUAGCUUAUAUUCAUCAUUUAAGGUGUAAAUUCAAAAAUAAACACAAAAUCAUGCGAGUUUCUAUAAAUCCCCCCGAAACUAAUGAAGAAGCAGUUGGUCUGUGUUUCCAGAUGCCGAGGGUUUAAAGUCAACAUGAAAUCAACAUGGACCCAACUGACUUUCACUCAUUUCUGCUCAUAUUGUCAAUGAUUCAUCAGGGCACACUAUUCCAAAAAAAAGUUGGCCUUCGUAAUCUUUAAUCAAAAUGUAAUGUUUUUAAACUGAUGUAGAGAUACUUUUCUCCACUACCUGAUUCCUCAUGGAUAAAAUCAAGUAUACUUUUCCACAAAAUCUGUUGUCAGAGUUUGAAUGGGUUGUAAAUGCAGUUUCAUGUUGACUUUAACGCUUUGAUGAGAUGUUCUGUUAUUUUAUAUCUCACUGUUUGUGCAGAAACGGCACAAGUAACAUUGUGACUUUCUCCCCCUCUUGUUCUUUUUUUAAAUAAAUGCCAUUUUUGAAAAAAAAAAAAAAA
Molecule: messenger RNA, 1695 nt
Organism: Megalobrama amblycephala (Wuchang bream)
Lineage: Eukaryota; Metazoa; Chordata; Actinopteri; Cypriniformes; Xenocyprididae
Gene: leprotl1
Product: leptin receptor overlapping transcript like 1
Exons: 4
Coding region: 143-538 (131 amino acids)
Biological process (GO): late endosome to vacuole transport via multivesicular body sorting pathway; negative regulation of growth hormone receptor signaling pathway
Cellular component (GO): endosome
Source: RefSeq, a predicted model, not a curated record